GGCGAGGGGGUUCUAAACUAUGACUUCUUAUGGAUCCAAAAAGAACCUAACAUAUGGGCCAAAAUAUGGUUACAAUUUUUCCAUUUAAAAGCUUCAACUUCACUUAAAAUACUGCUCACUGUCUCUAGUGAUUUGAUAUUAGAAGCACCGAAACAGAAUAGGCUCUCUGCCAUGCCAUUCGAAGAUCAUCGUUAUCGGAAAUAACGCAAUCCCAUCUCUUUUGUCAUACAUUUUACGUGGAAGAUAUCGGAGUAGUAUGUUAAAUGUGUGUGAGUAGGUAUAGGAAGGUUUGAGGAGCUAUUAUUUGCACUAUUGUGAUGCAUAAUGUGUGGCGUAUGGCUUUUCCUGCCUCCCUCCAACGGCUGUUCUUUGGCCCAUUAGUUCCCCUUACACCCAUUAAACAGGAAGCUGAAACAUUGUGAUUCGUUGAAUAAUUAUACAAUCAUGUUUGGAGGGUUGAAUUACCUCGUUAUCAAAUCGGGUAAAAAUCACACUUAUGUUAUCAAAAGUGUUUUCUUAAGCAGAUUAUGAAAAAUUGAAAAUUUGGCACCUUUUUAAAACAAACUUUAUGCUAUAAAAUAUGUUCUUUCUCAAAGCAUGAAUAAUACACCAUUUUUGUCAAAUGUGUUAUGUGCGCUGAAAACUAAACACAGUUCUUUUUGGUGCAUUGAAGACAGACAGGUUCCUAUUACAUUACAAAGUUGACUUUGUAAAAAGUGUGAAAAUUGCACUCCUUGAUAAGGUCAUACCGUCUGAUCAAAGAAAUCUUUUGUGAAGUGGGUUAAGGUGCUAAUACUGUUUUAAAGGUGUAACAAUCAUAUCCAGGGCUCAACAAAUCCCAGGUGUUAAGUUGCCACAGUGUCUUGUAUUUAAUUAUGGCGUGUAAUAUUCUGUAGAGUAUUAUUAUAACAUUUAAAAAUAUGAAUUUGAUAUGUUCUAAAGUAGGAGCUGCAGGUUCCAAUCGCAGCCUGCAUCUUCAGCUGAUGACAGAAGUGCAGGCCUUUUCCUAAUUUCUAAUGUGCCUAGUUUGUGAAUAAGCAGUGGGUAAAAUUGACUUCAGUUCAUUGGAUCCUUCAUGUUAUAUUAAAGAGACCAUUUAACCUGAUGUUUCUCUAGUAUGUCCUCACUUAUUGAAUGCUAAAUAAAUGCUGUAGUAAAUUAUCAGCACAAGAGAUAUCACAACAAAUGAUAAGAUAUACAAGAAUGAAAGUUGAAAACAUUAAGAACUCUGUAUGUAUUCAUGAGCAGUACUCAGGUCUUAGAAACUGAAUUACUCAAAACCUAAGAUAAACAAUUUAACACAUUGAGGUAUUGAAUUAUAGUAUUAUUUUUGCAGAGAAUUCAGUUUUUUUUUUAUCAUUUUAAGAAUGUCUAGAAAAGUGCUGGGUCUGAGCAAUACAGUGAAAGUUUGAACCUCUAUGUAUACAUUUAAUUUCAAAAUCGAUUUAUUUUAUUCAUUAUGCUACAUUUAUUUUUGUGAAUCAAAUCUGUAAAUGAUCUGUACAUUUUAAUUUUAAUAUCAAUAUUCGUUUUAAGUUUAUUUACAUUAAAUGAAUAGAAUGAGAAAUUUUAUCAAUUCCCAUGAAAUAAUUGUAGCUAAGACCUUAAAUGAAAUAUAAUCUAUUAAGUAUAAUGUGUCAGGUUGUGUUGCAUGUAAGGCACUUUGAGGUACACAGAGUAAACAAGUGAAUAUGAAAGGCUGCAAGGUUUCAGAUGCAAACCGCAAUCGUACAGUUGGUGUCGCAUGCCAGACAUUGGAUGAACUAAAAGUUAAGGGAUCUCAGAAGUUAUGUAUUAAAAAGAAUGUCCGAGUACAACUGCUGGAUGGAACCUUCGUGAAUGAUGAGGAUUAUUUUCAGACUUUGCCAUCACAGACUGUAUUCCUGCUACUUAAACCUGGUGAAAGUGCUUUCACUGGAGCUGACAUUCUAUACAAUGCACUUCAGGCUGUGAAUUUAGACUAUCUUAGAGCUGGUAAAGAAGUUCAGAAAUUCUUCACUCAAAAUGUGAAAGAAAAGGUUAUGAACCUUGCAAAGUUACUUAAUAAAGCCUCUCACAUACAAAAUGUGCAACUGAGCAAGAAGGCAGAUGAUCCAGACUGGUUUGAAGGCACAGAGUCUAGAUCAGCCACCAAAGAAGAAUUCAUGGCUAGAAGAUCACAGGACAGGAUAAGAGGUUACAUGUACAAAACUCAAGAUGAUCUUAAGAAGUCUGAAGCCUACCAGAAUGAUCAGAUAUGUCAGAAGAAACUGACAGAGGCUCUUCAGGAAAUGAACCUUAGGCUGAAAGCAAACAAAUAUUUUCGUGAUUAUUUUGAUCGUAGUGCUGUGUCAGACAGACUAUGUGAUAGUGCAGGUACUUUUCAAUGCAAAGGUCGCUGGGAUUUGCCUCGUUGUCGAUAUAAGGGAGUUGUGACCAAUCACCAUAUGAUUAAUCCAUAUGCAAGCAGGGAAUCCAGAAUUGUGUUCUCAACAUGGAAUUUUGAUCAUGUAGUGGAGAGGUCACGGAGCAUUGUGCCAGCUUUUCUGGAAGCAGCAAAACUGGCUUCAAAUAACAACACUGCCAUAAAUACAAAUUACUUUUAUAGACUUCUUUUUACAACUGACAAUUUGAAGUUGGUACAUAUUGUUUGUCAUGAUAAAGGUGCACAUAAUGUACAGUGUGAUCCUUGUAAGUUCACUGUAAGUAAAUCUGUGGUGUAGGGCAGCAAGAAAGUUUAUGCUUGCUUGUCUUGUUAAAUUCUCACACACUUUAAUACUAGACUCAUAGGAUCUUAUCACUAAACCUUAUCUUGUGGCUCAUAGCCUAUUUCUUUGAGGUUCAUUUUAAUAUUAUCCUCCAAUCUUUGGGAAGGUUUCCCAGGUAGUAUAUUCCUUAGAGGUUUAUGAAUAAAAUUUAAUGUUCAUAACACUGCAGAUAAUCAAAAUACUGAAUGAAUGUAAAUCAGCUUUUACCCUGUCCAUAUGAUGAUUUUUGUAAUGUGUAUACAGAAUUUUACAAUGUGGUCAAAGUUAUUUCAAUUUUUUUAUUAAUUUGUUUUAUAACUGAAGACAUGGGAGCUAUAGUGGGUUAGCCUUUAGAUUAAAUGUACAUUAAGUUAGAUGUGGUUGCUCUAAUUCAACUAAGACACAAAUUUAAAGGUAACUACAUGUGGCUUAGCCUGCUUGUAUGUAAUAGCAGAGGGUGACAGAUUACAUGUUUUCAUUAGUCCAGAUUUUCCAACUUUGUAUGUUUCUCCCAGGUAUUUCAUUGUAGAUCUCUGAAAAGUGAUCGUCUAACUGAAUUUGCGUAAUUCACCAAGCUCUUUGGUACAGUUGUAGUAGUAUUCUACCCUGAUGCUGUAUUAUCAAAGUCA
Messenger RNA from Zootermopsis nevadensis, 3355 nucleotides. It is a transcript of the gene Drep4, whose product is annotated as DNA fragmentation factor-related protein 4. The record is from RefSeq and is a predicted model, not a curated record. Gene Ontology annotation, molecular function: DNA endonuclease activity. Gene Ontology annotation, biological process: apoptotic DNA fragmentation; apoptotic process. NCBI's taxonomy places the organism in Eukaryota, Metazoa, Arthropoda, Insecta, Blattodea, Termopsidae. Gene Ontology annotation, cellular component: cytoplasm; nucleus.